Messenger RNA from Stegastes partitus (bicolor damselfish), 1997 nucleotides. RefSeq names its product dimethylaniline monooxygenase [N-oxide-forming] 5-like. Gene Ontology annotation, molecular function: flavin adenine dinucleotide binding; NADP binding; N,N-dimethylaniline monooxygenase activity. The record is from RefSeq and is a predicted model, not a curated record. The transcript is spliced from 11 exons. Bases 78 to 1769 code for a protein of 563 amino acids. NCBI's taxonomy places the organism in Eukaryota, Metazoa, Chordata, Actinopteri, Pomacentridae.
GAGCGCUUACAGGCUAUUUCACAUCUGACUGCAGCUGCACAGGACUCGCAAUCAGCCCACUGGAGAAGUGCUGAGCAAUGGUUCGCCGUGUGGCAGUGGUUGGAGCAGGCAGUUCAGGUCUGGUCUGCAUUAAGACCUGCAUCGAUGAGGGCUUGGAGCCCGUCUGCUUUGAAAGUAGUGAUGAUAUUGGUGGCCUGUGGAAAUUCAAAGAGGUACCUGAGCCAGAGCGAUCCAGCAUCUACCGCUCCUUGGUGGUCAAUACCUCCAAAGAGAUGAUGUGUUUCAGUGAUUUUCCCAUGCCUGCUCACUAUCCAAACUUCAUGCACAACUCUCAGCUGCUGCAAUACUUCAGGCUCUAUGCUGAGCAUUUUGACCUGCUCAGACACAUCAACUUUCAGACUACAGUGAAAAGUGUUGCACAAAGGCCAGAUUUCUCUGUGUCUGGUCAGUGGGACGUAGUAACCAUAAACAGGAAUGGAGAAGAAGAGAAAUACAUAUUUGAUGCAGUUUUGGUGUGUUCAGGUCACUACACCCUUCCAGCCUUACCCCUGUCUGAAUUUGAAGGACAUGAGACUUUUUCUGGCCGGUGUAUUCACAGCUGGGAAUAUAAAGAUGCAGAUGACUGCAGAGGAAAGAGGGUGGUGGUGGUCGGCAUUGGCAAUUCUGGAGGAGAUAUUGCUGUAGAGAUCAGUAGAUCUGCAGAGAAGACAUUUCUCAGCACACGUCAGGGGGCCUGGGUGAUUAGCAGGAUGUCCAACAAUGGCCUCCCUUUGGACAUGACAUUUAUCACUAGGUUCAACAACAUCCUCCCUAAGCUUCUCCCCAAGAGCUUGAUGAACUGGACAGGAGAGAGAACACUGAACCACAGAUAUGACCACAUUCUGUACGGCCUGAAACCUAGUCACAGAAUACUGGAAAAAAAGCCUUUGAUCAAUGACGAUCUUCCUGGCCGAAUCCUUCAUGGGGCUUUAGCCAUGAAGCCCAAUCUAAAAGGAUUCAAGAAAUCGGGAGUUGUAUUUGAGGAUGGCACCGUGGAGGAGAACAUUGAUGCUGUGGUCUUUUGUACAGGUUAUAAAGGAACAUUCCCAUUCCUCCCCUCAGUUCUGUCUGAAGGACCUUAUGGAGAGUUGACACUGUACAAAAGAGCAUUUCCUCCGUCCCUGCAACAACCCACACUGGCCAUCAUGGGUCUUUUCCAAGCAAAAGGGCCGAUCAUGCCUUUAGUGGAAAUGCAAGCACGCUGGGCUGUUAAGGUCUUUUCAGGUUUGAGCCGUCUUCCAUCUGGGGAGAAAAUGCUGGAAGUCAUUGAGUCUGACAGAAGAAGAAACAUGCAAAGCUAUCCCAGGCCGCAACAGGCUGUUCUACAGGUAGAUUAUAUCCCAUAUCUGGACUUCAUGGCCGAGGAGGUAGGUGUCCGACCAAACCUCCUGAGUCUAUUUCUGAGAGAUCCUGUGCUCUGGAUGAAGGUCUUCUUUGGUCCUUGCACUCCUUAUCAAUAUCGUCUCUCUGGGCCUGGACACUGGGACGGAGCCCGACAGGCCAUCCUCACUCAGUGGGAGAGGGUUGCUCAACCUUUCAGAACCAGAAAGGUACCAGAACCAAAGACCAGGAGGUCUGUGCUGUGUUCUCCAUGGCUGCUCACGUUUGGAGGAACUCUGAUAAUGGCUGUGAUUUUGUCAAAAAAUGAGAUGAUCCCAACGCUGCAAGGUGCAGCUCAGAUUCUGGAGAGCAGUAAAGUUUUCCUGAAGGACUUGUGGUUCACUGGGUGACCGCAAAAUCAGGAUGUAUAAUGUAUGAAUGGACAGUUAUCAAACAACCACAUUUUAUAAGUGACAAUAAUUUACAAUGCACUGAAACACAGUACACAGGUCCAGGAUUCAUGCACAGUCUUUCUGUGUUUUCUCUUUGUGAUGGCGUACAUAGACAGCCACAGCCUCCCACUUCUGAUGUAGCGGACAAGUGCUGUAAUGUAAAAAUAAAAUUCUGAAAGUAGUUUA